Rhopalosiphum padi (bird cherry-oat aphid) is the source of this 3994-nucleotide messenger RNA. Its product is annotated as dual specificity tyrosine-phosphorylation-regulated kinase 2-like. NCBI's taxonomy places the organism in Eukaryota, Metazoa, Arthropoda, Insecta, Hemiptera, Aphididae. Gene Ontology annotation, cellular component: nucleus. Gene Ontology annotation, molecular function: protein serine/threonine/tyrosine kinase activity; protein serine/threonine kinase activity; ATP binding. The record is from RefSeq and is a predicted model, not a curated record. The transcript has 2 exons. Gene Ontology annotation, biological process: peptidyl-threonine phosphorylation; peptidyl-serine phosphorylation. The coding region runs from base 836 to 2584 and encodes 582 amino acids.
CCGGCCGAAUAUUACCGUGCGCGCGACCGUGACAACGGUGUCGGUGCCGCACUGUUGAAGUGGGUUCACUACCACCACCACUACCGUCGUAGCCGCCGAGCUCCCGAGUGUAUUGCACCGAAGAACAAUUAUUAUUGUUAACACUAUUAUUUUUUUUUUCCUUUUUUUAUUUUAGUUAUUAUUAUUAUUAUUAUUAUUAUUACUAUUCCACCGUCGUCUUGUUCGUGCUGCUCACUGGCCACUGCACGGCCGAAAAUCACACCGCGCAGUGACAACAACGAUAAUAUUUCCGACAAACAUAUUCGGCGGUGUUCUUUUUAACUUUUCUCUUCCGCCUCUCGAAACAAUAAUAAUAUUUAGAGGGAUUUUCUCUUCCGAUCCGUGUGACUUCAAUACUAUCGGUCCCGUGUGAUAAGUCGGAACGCGUGACCCGUCGUCGUCUAUACAUCACCGCAUUUGGUCAGUGGACGACGAGCGCCCAAGCUGAAUCGUCGUCGUCGGACAACAAGUGCUCUUUUCAAAUAAUAAUUCGUCUUCGAAAAUCUACCUUUGAUAAUUUAUUUAUUUCCUAUUUCUGUUUUUUUAUAUUUACUCGCGAUACGUAACUCGCGCUUCAAUACCUGUUUAUAUUACACUUACGUAUACAUUAUCGGAUAUACGUAAGUACUUCGUGUGCCUUUAUGUAUAUCGUACAUAAUAUUAGGAAGUAUACUUUAUGCAAGACCACUGCGACGAUGCGGACGGGAAACGUCGCCGAUGCCGAAACUAUGCCGUUGACCAACAGUAGAACUGCCUAAAUGCGUGUGUUCAGGUACUACGCGACACCCGAACAGCUAUGAGUAUCACGGUCACCACCAUUAAUCCCGUAUCGACAAUUAAAGAGAUGCCUUUGUCUCGGAACCGGCCGCACAUAUUGCUGUCCAACAACAAUGGCACGUCGAGCACGUCCAAUGACUCUUGUAUAUCGCAGUCGGACUGCGGUAGUGAUCACCUGCCGUCAUUACUCAAGUACUCACAAAUUCUCGAGAAGUCUAAUUCCGCCGUUAACAAAUUGGCGAAAAAAUGUUCGAAACCAUCAAACCUCGACAUAAUCGUUGACAAGGCGACGAGCAACAUAGAUUUGUAUGUAGAGAACAAGGAUGCAUUGUACGGCAUCGGAAAAUCGGCCACCUCUUGUCUUCAGCCAAUCAUUAAGCAUGAUGAUUUGAGCGGUUCACCAAAUUCAAAGGUCACAUCGCUGAAUAAACCGAAAAAGAAAGGCUUCACACCCGACUAUGUCUGUAGUAAAUACAGCAGUAGUUUGAGCAAAUUUGAAAAAAUAGAGAUAUUUGGUUUCCCAGAAGUAUAUUUUUUUGGCAUUGAAGCAGACAAGAAGCAACGACCUUUCAACGGAACACAAUCAUUAUUUGACAAUGAUCAAGGUGGAUAUGUAUUUGUUCCUCAUGACCAUGUAGGUUAUCGUUACGAGUUGCUCAAAGUAAUUGGCAAAGGCAGUUUUGGUCAAGUAGUCAAAGCAUAUGACCACAAGCUUAACGAACAUGUCGCACUCAAAAUUGUCAGAAACGAGAAACGGUUUUAUCGGCAAGCCCAAGAAGAAAUCAGAAUAUUAGAACAUUUGCGCAAACAGGAUAUUCACAAUUUAAUGAACAUUAUUCAUAUGUUUGAUAGUUUUACAUUCAGAAAACAUAUGUGCAUUACUUUUGAACUUUUAUCCAUCAAUUUGUAUGAACUAAUCAAGAAAAAUAAAUAUCAAGGGUUCAGUCUUCAAUUAGUACGAAAAUUUAGCCAUUCACUACUUGUAUGUCUUGAUGCUUUAUACCGCAACAAAAUAAUUCACUGUGAUAUGAAACCAGAAAAUGUUCUUUUGAAACAGCAUGGCCGAAGUGGGAUCAAGGUCAUUGAUUUUGGUUCAAGCUGUUUUGAACAUCAGAGGGUAUAUACAUACAUCCAAAGUCGCUUUUAUCGAGCUCCUGAAGUAAUCCUGGGUGCAAAAUAUGGACUUCCAAUUGAUAUGUGGAGUUUAGGUUGCAUUCUUGUAGAACUAUUUACCGGUUUUCCAUUAUUUCCAGGUGAAGAUGAAACUGAUCAAUUGGCUUGUAUUAUUGAACUUUUAGGAAUGCCACCUAAAAAGCUUUUAGAUGCUUCAAAGCGUUCUAAUUACUUCAUAAGCUCUAGAGGGUAUCCAAGGUAUUGCUCCCAGACCACAUUACCUGAUGGCUCAACCAUUCUCAAAGGAAGUAUAUCACGGAAGGGUAAAGCUCGAGGACCACCCGAAUCUAAAGACUUAUCAAAAGCGCUCAAAGGCUGUGAUGAUCCACUGUUCUUAGAUUUUAUUACUCAGUGCUUGGAAUGGGACCCUGAGCGCCGUAUCACACCUGCUAUGGCGCUAAGGCAUAGUUGGUUACGUCGUAGACUUCCUCGCCCUCCAGCUGCUGAACAUCAACAUUAUUCACAAGAAAGUACUCCUACUAGUUUACGGGUAAAAUUAUCUGAAUCAAAUCAUCAUCAAACAUUGCCCAUGCAUUCCAGGAACUCUCAGAUAUCGGGUAAAUUACCCCAGAUCACAUCUACAUGUAUUAUGUAAGAAUUAUCCUCUAAAAAAAACAUAUUGUACUAUGGUUGUAAUUCCUGAAUGAAGAUGAUUAAAUUUAGAUGAGUAGAUAGAUUUAUUGAAGAUCUAAACCUUGUGAAUUAUUUGUUGAAAAAUAGGUAUUUACCGAUUUUAGGAUCUCUAGGUCGGCAUAAUGUUAUGUUUGUCUCAAUUAUAUUUUAAGAUUUUUUUUUAUACUCCAGUAAUUUUGAACUCAGACAAAUAUAUGUAAUUUUAGAGAAAUGUAUAAUUUUUUUUUUGUGUGUGUACAAAUUUGAAAUUUAGCCAAUUAUAUUUUAAGUUCUGUAACUCAUAAUUAUUGUUUGAUACAAAAAUUGACUAUUACAUACUUGAUUGUAUUUAAAUCUUAGAUUAUAUUUAUAAGUUGUAUUAUAAAAAUAUACCCCGUAUAAAAAAAAAAUUAUUUAAAAUGUAAUACAUUUUUAUCUUUUCCAACCAUUCUUUGUUUAUAUAAAAUUUAAAUUGAUAAAACUAUAAUAUAUAUAUAUAUAAAAACAACAUGUGUAUGAAAUGUGAUCCAAAUGUUAAUCAAAUGUCAGAUGUCUAUCAUAUAAAUAUUAAUAAAUAGUUAUAAAAUGUAUUUCCAUUCACAAAAUCUGUACAACUUUUGCAAUAACGUGUGUGUUCAUUUUUUAUUUUAUUUUAUAAAUUUUUAGAAUAUUUUAUUGUAUUAGUUUUAAUUAUUGUUUAUUAGCAGAUUACUUCAAAAAUGAUGUUCAAUUUUGAAUUUUCAUUUAAUUUAUAAUAUCGAAUGAGCUGAAUAAAAUAAUAAAAAAAAUGUACUCAAAUUGACUAUUAAGAUAAGUUUAAAUUAUCAUUUUUAAUUAAUUUAUUUAUAUUAUUAUUGAUGAGUAGUUACUUAUUGAUGUAAUAUCAAAUAUCAUAAAUCAUAAUGUAGUCAUUUUUUAAAUGAUGACAAUGUUUUUACUUAAUCUAUAUAAUAUGUAUUUUAAUCUCUUUUAUAUUACAUGACAUGUGAUAAAAUCUUGAGUCUACUAUUCGAAUUAUUGGAUAACUCAAAGUUGAAGUAGACAAAGAGAAUACAAUUAUUAUUUAUAAUUAUUAUUAUUUCACAUUGGAAACGAAAAUGUCAGAUUUCAAGAAUUUAAUCUUAAUCGGUUUUGAUUAGCGAUUAUAGUUAAGAUAAUACAUAACAUAAUUAAAAUUUAAGUUUAUUAUAGUUAAGGCUACAAUAAUUUUAAUUUUAAUAAGCAACAAUGUAGAAGUUUGUCGUAAGCUUUUUGUUUCCAUUAUUGUAUAUAUAUAUAUUACGUUUCUAACGACUGAUAUUUAUGUAAAUAAAUACAUAGAUAAAAUAUCUUUUAAGUUCAACUGCGGUCUCAACAUUUUAUUUAACAACCAAAAUAAAUAUAAUUACAUUUA